Messenger RNA from Manis pentadactyla (Chinese pangolin), 8049 nucleotides. RefSeq names its product vezatin, adherens junctions transmembrane protein (gene VEZT). The record is from RefSeq and is a predicted model, not a curated record. The transcript is spliced from 12 exons. Lineage: Eukaryota; Metazoa; Chordata; Mammalia; Pholidota; Manidae. The coding region runs from base 107 to 2464 and encodes 785 amino acids. Gene Ontology annotation, biological process: cell-cell adhesion. Gene Ontology annotation, molecular function: myosin binding. Gene Ontology annotation, cellular component: plasma membrane.
GUAGUUUUCUGAACACACGGGACCGGCAGGAGCAAAACCCUGGGUGCCGCCUGUUCUCUCGCCUUCAUUUCCCAUCGUGCUGAGGCGGGUGGCAUGGCGGAGAAGGAUGACACCGGAGUUUGACGAAGAGGUGGUUUUUGAGAAUUCUCCACUUUACCAGUACUUACAGGAUCUGGGACACACAGACUUUGAAAUAUGUUCUUCUCUGUCACCAAAACCAGAAAAAUGUACAGUGACAGAGGGACAACAAAAGCCUCCUACAAAAGCCCUGCCAAAACAAAGCAUCCUGUUAAAAGUGGCUGAAACCAUUAAAAGCUGGAUUUUUUCUCAGUGCAAUAAGAAAGAUGACUUACUUCACAAGUUGGAUAUUGGAUUCCGACUUGACUCACUGCAUACCAUCCUGCAACAGGAAGUUCUAUUACAAGAGGAUGUGGAACUGAUUGAGCUACUUGAUCCCAGUAUCCUGUCUGCAGGGCAACCUCAACAACAGGAAAAUGGACACCUUCCAACACUUUGCUCCCUGGCAACCCCUAAUAUUUGGGAUGUCUCAAUGCUAUUCGCCUUCAUUAGUUUGCUCAUUAUGCUUCCUACCUGGUGGAUUGUAUCUUCCUGGCUGAUAUGGGGAGUGAUUCUAUUUGUUUAUCUGAUCAUAAGAGCUUUGAGAUUAUGGAGGACAGCCAAACUACAAGUAACCCUAAAAAAAUACAAUGUCCAUUUGGAAGAUACAGCAACAAAUAGUCGAGCUUUUACUAAUCUUGUGAGGAAAGCUUUACGACUCAUUCAAGAAACUGAAGUCAUUUCCAGAGGAUUUACACUUUUGCUUGACAGGGUCAGUGCUGCUUGCCCAUUUAAUAAAGCUGGACAGCAUCCCAGUCAGCAUCUCAUCGGUCUUCGGAAAGCUGUCUACAGAACUGUAAGAGCCAACUUCCAAGCAGCAAGGCUAGCUACCCUAUAUAUGCUGAAAAACUACCCCCUGAAUUCUGAGAGUGACAACAUAACCAACUACAUCUGUGUGGUGCCUUUUAAGGAGUUGGGCCUUGGACUUAGUGAAGAGCAGAUUUCAGAAGAGGAAGCACAUAACCUUACAGACGGCUUCAGCCUGCCUGCUUUAAAGGUUUUAUUCCAACUCUGGGUGGCACAGAGUUCAGAGUUCUUCAGACGGUUAGCCCUCUUACUUUCUACAGCUAAUUCACCUCCUGAACCGUUACUUACUCCAGCACUUUUGCCUCAUCAUAUUUUAUCUGAUGUGACUCAAGGUCUACCUCAUGCUCAUUCUGCCUGCCUGGAAGAGCUUAAGCGCAGCUAUGAGUUUUAUCGGUACUUUGAAACUCAGCACCAGUCAGUACCCCAGUGUUUAUCCAAAACUCAGCAGAAGUCAAGAGAACUGAAUAACGUUCACACAGCAGUUCGCAGCUUGCAGCUUCAUCUGAAAGCAUUACUGAAUGAGGUAAUAAUUCUUGAAGAUGAACUUGAAAAGCUUGUUUAUACUAAAGAAACACAAGAACUAGUGUCAGAAUCCUAUCAAAUCCUAGAACAGAAAUUAAAGUUGAUUCAGCCCCAUGUUCAAGCAAGCAACAAUUGCUGGGAAGAGGCCAUUUCUCAAGUGGACAAACUGCUACAAAGGAAUCCAGAUAGAAAAGGCAAGCCUAAAAUAGCAUGUGAAAACCCACGUUGUACUGUGGUACCUUUGAUGCAGCCUGCUCUACACAUUGCAGACAAAGACCCAAUCCCUGAGGAGCAGGAAUUAGAAGCUUAUGUAGAUGAUAUAGAUAUGGACAAUGAUUUCAGAAAGGAUGAUUUUUAUUACUUGUCUCAAGAUGACAGAGAGAGACAGAAGCGUGAACAUGAAGAAUCCAAGAGGGUACUCCAGGAAUUAAAGUCUGUGCUAGGAUUUAAAGCUUCAGAGGCAGAAAGGCAGAAGUGGAAGCAGCUUCUGUUCAGUGAUCACGCUGUGUUGAAAUCCUUGUCUCCUGUAGACCCAGUGGAACCCAUAAGUAAUUCAGAACCAUCAGUGGAUUCAGAUAUGGGGAAAGUUGGUAAAAAUGAUACCGAAGAGGAAAAUAGUAAACCCUCCACAACUGACAGUGAACUAAGUAGUAGAACUGAAUAUUUAUGUGAAAACCCUCUAGAUGGUAAAAAUAAAGACAAUCCUACAAGUGAAGUCUUCUGCCAAGGAGUUGACAAAAGAGUGUGUUACCAAUGUGAGAGUGAAGAUGAAUCUCAGCAGACAGAUACAGGUAGCCUGGCCACUGCCUAUUCAACUCCCAGGGACUCUUUACAGCCCUCUAUUAAGCAGAGGCUGUCACGGCUACAGCUGUCACCGGAUUUUACCUUCACUGCUGGCAUCGCUGCAGAAGUGGCCGCUAGAUCUCUCUCUUUUACCACCAUACAGGAACAGACUUUUGGUGAUGAGGAAGAAGAACAAAUAAUACAUGAAAAUAAAAAUGAGGUAGAAGAAAAUUAAGAACCAAGAUUUACAUGAAGGAUUUUAAAGUAUCCCUCUUAUGAAAGUGUUUUAGCUUCAAGACUAGAUAUUCCACUGGAAAGGGAAAAUGAGUGUGAGUUUACUAUAUAUAAAGCUAAGAUGUGAAUUUACAGCAAGAACCCUGGUUUGAACAACUGAUCUGAAAAUAGUAGUUACUUGUAAAUGGCAAAUCUUUAGGAAAAUGAGAAAGGUAAGGACUCUUUUGAAUAAAUUGCUGUUUUAUUUGCAGCACAACUGAUCAAUCUUGGAAAUUCUUUAAGUACUUUUAAUAAGAAAUGAAUUUACAUUUCUUGCCACAAUUUGCUACUGUAAAAUGACUGGGAUAAUUCUGUUGCAAGAACAUUAACAUUUAGUACGACUCAUUUUUACUGUGUUCUCGCAAUUAAUAACUGCAGCUAUUAUGUUACUAACAGCUUAUUUGUACUUUAUUUUUGUUUAUACCAGUCUUAAAGGUACAGGUUCUGAAUAAAAAAAAAUUGAAUUCAUACAGUUAAUGUGUACUGGGUUUUAGAACUAAGUAGUAGUUUCAAAAGUACUGAGGUUAUGACAUGUUUCUUAUGUCUCCUUGUUCAUAUGUGUAUUCAGUAAAUAAUUAUAAGAGGUCCUAAUAAUUUUAAAAGAAAAACUGAACUAUUUAAAAAAUUACUCUUCUAAUUUUUUGUGUGUAGUCAUCUUCUGUUCUUGUUGCAACUACAAGAGAUGAUGUCUUAGUGGGAUCCCUGUGGUCCAAGGCCCCAUUCCCAACCUAGCAGAAAGUUCUUUUUUAUCAGUUUGCCUACAGAUUAUUAGUUGCCAUUAGCACAAGUCUCCAAUGCUGCUGAUUUCUAGCCUGAGGCUGUAUCUUCUCCACUUUACUGAGAUUCUGGAAACAUCCCAUGUGUUUCCUGGAAAGCAUCCUUAUCUCUUUAGUACUUCAUUUUUACAAACUACCUCUUAAAAGAGGUUGCUUUCCAAAUUGUUCAAUCUCAUCUGUUUUGUAUUGUGAUUGCAUUUUCAAAGAUAUUUUCAGGAUUAUACUGUUUCUUGAAACGUUUAGCUCCUAUGCACUGACAUAGUUUAUAUAGACAAUAUUUGGAGAAAAUGUAGGAAAACAACUUACGCUGAGUCUAGACUUUAGAGUUAAGAAGCAUAUUUGAAUUCCUGUAAUUUAGCACUUUGAAUGAGUAAAGAGGAUUAGUUUGGUUUUUUGGUUUUUGUUUUUAAUAAUCUGAGGGAAUUAAUUUUUUAUCCUAAGGUAAAAACUUGGUUCUGCUUUAUAUGAAUAGUAGAGAUUCUUUGUACUGUAAGUGAUUAUGCCUAUUGCCAACAAUUCUAGGACUUAUCCAUAGUUUAGUUCUUAGAAGCAUUAUCUUAGGGUGGUCCUACUUUACUUAUAUUUAGCCAAAGUUCAAGAGAAAAAUAUUGUUUUGCAUCUGAUGAUUAUAUUCUUAAAUAAUAAGAUUUUCUUUUUAAAUUACUUGGUUAGUUUGCCAUCCCCGUUUUCCUUGGAUUUAGAAGAAGCAAUUAUGGAAAUAUUUUGAAAUCUUUCAUUUAAUCUAUAACCUUACACAGGAACAAUUAGGGUUUAAUAAUUUUUAAUUCUUAUUUUAUUUUUAACAGUUGGGGGAAAAUAUCUUCAUAAUGUUUUAUCCAUUUAUUCAAUGUUCUCUAAAGUGGUACUUUUUAAUUUUGAAAGUCUAUUUUUAAUCAGGAAUUCCUAAGCUUACAGCCUGUUUUAUUCACUACUUGUUACUUAGUUCCAUGGAAUUCCAACUUGUUGAAAUCAUGAUAUAAGGAUCUUGAAACUUUUUUUUUUUGUAGAUCAUUAUUUUUUAUUGAAGGGUAGUUGACACACAGUAUUACAUUAGUUUCAGGUGUACAACACAGUGAUUCAACAUUUAUAUACAUGAUAAUUCUAGCUACCAGCUAUCACCAUACAAAGUUGUUACAAUAUUUUGACUAUAUUCCUUAUGCUAUACAUUACAUCCCGGUUACUUAUUUAUUUUACAAUUGGAAGUGUGUACUUUUUUUUUUUUUUUUUUUGAGAGGGCAUCUCGCAUAUUUAUUGAUCAAAUGGUUGUUAACAACAAUAAAAUUCUCUAUAGGGGAGUCAAUGCUCAAUGCACAAUCAUUAAUCCACCCCAAGCCUAAUUUUCGUCAGUCUCCAAUCUUCUGAAGCAUAACGAACAAGUUCUUACAUGGAGAACAAAUUCUUACAUAGUGAAUAAGUUACAUGGUGAACAGUACAAGGGCAGUCAUCACAGAAACUUUCAGUUUUGCUCAUGCAUUAUGAACUAUAAACAAUCAGUUCAAAUAUGAAUAUUCAUUUGAUUUUUAUACUUGAUUUAUAUGUGGAUACCACAUUUCUCUCUUUAUUUUUAUUAUUUUUAAUAAAAUGCUGAAGUGGUAGGUAGAUAUAAGAUAAAGGUAGAAAACAUAGUUUAGUGUUGUAAGAGAGCAAACAUGGAUGAUCAGGUGUGUGCCUGUAGACUAUGUGUUAAUCCAAGCUAGACAAGGGCAAUAAAACAUCCACGUAUGCAGAAGAUUUCUCUCAGAACAGGGGGGGUGAGGUUCUAAGCCUCACCUCUGUUGAUCCCCAAUUUCUCACCUGAUGGCCCCCCUGCAACUGUGCCUGUCUUAGGUUGUUCCUCCCUUGAGGAAUCUUACCCAUCUCUGGCUAACCAGUCAUCUUCUGGGGCCAUACAGGGAAAUGUAAAGUUGGUUAACUGAGAGAGAAGCCUUAUUGUUUGAAAAGGUUAGCUUUUUACUUCUUUGUAUAUUUAUGCCCUGUGGCUUCUAUGCCCAGCAUUUGUCUUGAGGUAUCUUUAUCACUUGGAAGAAUUAUGAUACUCGGUAAAUUCGAUAUGAGGCACGAAUUCUAUUUAAGGGUUGUAAUUAGGAAGGAAGAAGAAAAGCUAUAGAAGUAGCAGGCAGAAGAAAACUUGGGAAGAUUGAUUAUUUCUUUGACAUAUGUUCUUAGGAUCUUGAAACUUUUAAGCGAAUGUUCUUUUUGUAUGUGUUUUCCAAAUUUUUUUCCCUUUUAAAAUAUUUCUUAGAUAAAAUAUCUUCCCUGUGAAAAUUCUUAAUUUUUUGUUAUAAUACUCUAAAAGUCAGUGUUUCUCAGUUUUUUUAUGGAGUACUUAUAUUAGAAUAAAUUGGAGAUCUUGUUUUUGAGCUGCAUAUUUUGGGCCAUAUGCUAGUCAUUCUUCUUCAUUCAUUUCAUGGGGGAAACUUGUAAUUGUGCUUUACAAAUUUACAGUGGUAUUUUGACAGGGUAGUUCUUGGUUGGAGUAAAAUCCUGACAAUUUUUAACAUGAACAUUUCCAGAGUUUAUUUUACCAGGACAAGCCUAGUACUUAAUGUAAGAAUGAUGAAAAAGUCUGUUUAUUUAGGUCACACUUGAGGACAGGAUUUUUACCUUUUGCCUACAGUUAGGAAAGUCAUGGCAAUAAAUGAUCUGGUGAUGGUUAUUGUACCUUAAAUUCUUUUAUUUUCUGCUUUCAUUAAAACUCUACAUAUCUAGUACAUCUAGAGCCAGACUUUUGCUGGUCUUUGAUUUUCGAUCUCUACUUUUCACAAGUUUUCUAUAUUAUCUGACUUCUUAAGUUUAAGACCUUGUUAAAAUUGUACUUAACACAUCUGAAUGUAUUUCAUUAGGAACUGAUGAUUUCAAAAUGAGAUUUGAUUUCUGAAGUCACUGGAGAUAAGUAAGGGGAAACACAUUUAAGGGAAAUUUCUAAGGAAAUUAAGAAUAUGGUUGUAAGGCUUUAAAACAGAAGGAUAAGCCUGAGUCUGAAUUUCAGAUCUAUCAUUUAAAACCUACGGGUACAGCUGACCUAAUAACAUCAUGGGGGUGCGGGGGGGGGUUUCUUUUUCAGCAAAAACAAAAUUCUCUAGAUUGCUAAAUGAUGUUUGCAAUUUCUGACUUCUCAGAAGUAGGUAAAAAGGAUAUCAACCUUUUGAGGCUGAAAAACAAGAUCUAGUUAUAAACAUGUUAAUAAAGUAGGUCAAAAAGUAAAAACUCAAUUUUAUUAAAAAAAUAAAUAGUAAUAUUGUUUCACAUAAUAAAAGUGAAAGCUUUUAACAUUAAAGCAAAAAAUAAUCAAGUUCUGAUACAUUUUACAAAAUUUUAAUUGGAGUUUUAAUUAGAAGGGACCCUAGAGGUCAUUUCACUCUGGUGACUGACUUUUACUUAUAUACCAUACAUAAUGUAAAAUAUGAAAUAUUUUAAUAACGUAUUGAAUGCCACAUGGGAAGAAAAGCUCCAAGUGAUUUGGUUUAAUCAUUAGUGUAUUGUUUCUAUACCCAAACAAAACAAGAAAACAGGAACUAAAUACCAUAAAAAUGUGAAAUAGCUUUCAUGUUCAUAAAACAUAAAAAUGGCUCAGCUGACUUAACUGUUUGAAGUAGAUAUCAUGCCAUAAAUGACAGUGAGACAAAGCAUAAAAUUGAUUUAGUCUUGUAAUUCUGUUGAUAAGAACAUAUCUAUGCAAAUCACACUUAAAUUAGAUGAAGCUACAAAUAUUUUAGAAGAGGAAAUAUGGGAGUAAAUGCCCUAAAUACGCUAAGAAUCAUUUAUCUGUCGUCAUUGACAGUGACUUCCAUAUGUUAUUUUUUCAGGUAACUGAGGCAAAUCCAAUUUAAUCAUUGAAAUUUUUUAACAGUUUAAAAGGAAAUUUUUAAAAAUGUACUUUCUACUUCUCUGCUUUUUCUAGAGUAUUGAGAAUAUAAUAUAACUUUGUCAUCUUUAAGAACAUCAGUUCCUUUCAUGGGGUGAUAAAUAGAAAUUCACCCUUAGGGUGAAUUCACCUACUGAGAUAUGUAAUGUCUAUGCCCCUUUACUACAUGACCCUGCAUUGCUAUGCUUUUUGACUUAUGUCUGGUUUUCACAGUUUCUCUAUCUUCCCUUAUAAUCAGCUGUCACUUUAUGCUGCUGUCUUAUGUGCCUGCCUCCUGCACUAGGCCCCUAAUUUGCUGCUUCUAAUCUGCUGUGGACUGAGAAACCAGAUUGCCAAGCUUGCUAGAAUUGUGUCUAAAAUAAGAGUAAGUAGACUGAAAGAAAGCUAAGGGGCUUUUCUUGUCAGUGAAGUGCAUGGGCUUUGUAGUACCUGUUUGGCUGUGCUAUAGCAUACUUAUGUUUGCCUCUUAGUUCUUUACUAAGAACUUGCUAAAAAUACUUUGUUGAAUAUGUGAUUGCCAUAUGUUUGAAGUAUUCAGUUCUUAUAUGUUGACAUUGCUAGAAAUCUCCAUUGAUUCAGUAUAAAAGAAAAUUUAACUAUCAUCUUUGUAUAAAACAUUGUGUGUAUUUCAGGAAAAUGUUAACUAUUUUGUUCUAGUACAGUACAUUGUAACUAGUACAGUACACAGACUUAAAACUUGGAGCACUAUAAAUGUGACUUGAAUUCUGUUCGCCAAAAUUUAUAUUUGGUAACUAUUGGUUGAGACUAAACAUGCAUGACUAAUUUAGUAAGAACUGGCUAACUGAAUAUUUAAGGAAAUGAGUCAUUCUAGACAUUCCAGUUUUCUAUAGAGCUGAAACCUCUUUAAUCAUUAAAAUUUCUGAAGGAAAUCUUUUUAAAACUUAA